CACUUACUAGCUUGCGGAACAAAAGCCGUCUGGUCGCUGCGCUCCUCCCGCCGGAUGCGACCGACAGGACGCCAAGACCUUCGUUUCCAGUUAAAGUUUGUUUUAAAGCGUUUACCGUGUUGUGUGUUAACAUACACAGUGUCGAAGUGUAAAUCCCGGGGCUUGUGACGAGUAUUUUUUGUCCGAACUCAACCAACGAGGGAUUCUCGCGAGAAUCUGAAUAUUGUGAAAUGCAAUUGAACUAAUCAGGGGGAAACAGAGUGUGAGACUAAUAAACACCGUCCGGCUGACGUGGAUCCUCCUGGAGUCCUGUGGUGAUCUGGAAGACGCAGAAAUGCAUGCAGGGUUUGCUCACUUCUAUCUGGACGUGUUCUUGUGAAUGGGACUGUGUAGUCUCUUCUGAUUGGCUGAGGCUCUCGGGUCGGCUCUGCUCAUGAGGUAACACAGCCUGUGGUUGUUGAUGCCCGAGGCUGGGCAGUGAUGGGGCAGAGGGUAUCGGGUGUGGUCAAAUCAGCGGAUGAGCAGGAGGUGGGUGAGCUGGCGUACCCACCAGUGUGUGCGGCGCUUCGAAAUCGAGGUGUGCCGUUACCUGCCCGUCUGGAGCUGCUGUUGGAUAUGCCUCCGGCCGGUUCGGAAGCCCAGCUUCAGCACGCUUGGAACCCAGACGACCGCUCGCCAAACCUGUUUAUCAAAGACGACGACCGGCUAACGUUCCACCGCCAUCCGGUGGCCCAAAGCACAGACUGUGUGCGCGGGAAAGCUGGCUUCACCCGAGGUUUGCAUGCAUGGACUUUACGAUGGCCUGUACGGCAGCGGGGCACGCAUGCUGUGGUUGGAGUGGCCACUUCUUUGGCUACGUUGCGAGCUGUGGGAUAUUCUGCCUUAGUCGGAAGUGAUGCUGAAUCCUGGGGGUGGGAUUUGGGACGAGGGCGGCUUUACCAUGAUAGAAAGAGCCGAUCUGGGCCUGCGCCGCCAUACCCAGAGUUCGUGGAGGAUGAGGAUGAGGAAGGCACGUUCUCUGUGCCGGAGGAGAUUUUGGUGGUGUUGGAUAUGGACGAGGGAACGCUGGGAUUCUGUGCUGAUGGGAAUUAUCUAGGAGUGGCGUUUCGAGGGCUGAAGGGGAAGCGCCUGUACCCGAUCGUCAGCGCCGUCUGGGGCCACUGUGAAGUCAGCAUGAACUACAUCAACGGAUUAGAUCCUGAACCCCUGCCGCUGAUGGAGCUGUGCAGAAGAGCGGCUCGACAGGCUCUGGGACGCCACCGAAUCCAUCACAUCCAGUCUCUGCCACUGCCACAGACACUCAAAAACUACCUGCAGUACCAAUGAGAGACUCAAACACACACCUGCGGUCACUGGACACGAGCUGUAGAGUCUUCGCACAGAUACGCUCAUAUUUUUAGGAUGCCAUCAAACGAUGAGUACCUGGUUUUUAUACAUGAUUAUGAGAUGAUUGUAAUAAAAGGUGUUUUACGUUCAUGUCUUCCGUGGGAAUAGUUUUGUUGAGCUGAUGUUUUUUAUUAUUGUUCUUCACUUUUAACUCAGAACUAAGGACUUAACGUUUUCUGGACAUAAAUAGAGCAUCAUGUUCAAAUAAAUUAGAUUGACUUAUGCAUUUUAUUCCAGGAAACAAACACACAACGAGGUUCUUAUUCUGUCACCAGUCUUCACUAAUAGACAUCCGCAGUGCCUAAGAUCUUUUACAAUCUUUGUUUUGUUGGUGUGUGUGUGUGUGUGUGUGUGUGUGUGUGUAUUAAAUAUAUAUGUAUAUUUUCAGUUGUAAUCAUGACGAAGCUGAUUCAAUCGGUUUUUAGCAUAUAAACGCGAGGCUUGUUGAGAUUUUUACAGAUUUUUUUAUAUGAAUUUGAUGUUUGUCUUUUACAUCACAGAUCAAGCAGAAACACAACUGUUGUUCAUUCAUGACCUUUGAAAUGUGAAUAAAAUGAAAACUUAAAACAC
Messenger RNA from Danio aesculapii, 1956 nucleotides. It is a transcript of the gene spsb4b, whose product is annotated as splA/ryanodine receptor domain and SOCS box containing 4b. Gene Ontology annotation, cellular component: SCF ubiquitin ligase complex. Gene Ontology annotation, biological process: intracellular signal transduction; proteasome-mediated ubiquitin-dependent protein catabolic process. Gene Ontology annotation, molecular function: protein binding. Bases 481 to 1326 code for a protein of 281 amino acids. The transcript is spliced from 6 exons. The record is from RefSeq and is a predicted model, not a curated record. NCBI's taxonomy places the organism in Eukaryota, Metazoa, Chordata, Actinopteri, Cypriniformes, Danionidae.